This is a messenger RNA of Triplophysa rosa, 2787 nucleotides long. RefSeq names its product collagen, type IX, alpha 1a (gene col9a1a). Lineage: Eukaryota; Metazoa; Chordata; Actinopteri; Cypriniformes; Nemacheilidae. The record is from RefSeq and is a predicted model, not a curated record. The transcript has 31 exons. The coding region runs from base 137 to 2218 and encodes 693 amino acids.
CAUGCCUUUUAAUACUACCUCGAGGACUGGUACAUGGUGUGGAGGUCUGGUUAGGGGAUUUUGUCAGAAAACCCGUGAACCCCAACAAAUCUCCUAAAAAGGACCGUUUUGCCUCAUCCAAGUCAUCGGGGUGAGCAUGACGCACGCCGGGACUGUACGCGCAUCCCUGCUGGGGAUUUUACUGCAGUUAGUCCUCAUCACCUCUGCACAGAGGGGGCCAGCUGGACCGAGAGGGCCACCUGGACCUCCAGGGGUUUCUGGGUUUCCUGGCGUUGACGGCAUUGAUGGCGAGAGAGGACCUGGUCCUGGCCCAAACGGUCCCCCUGGCCUUGAUGGGGACAAUGGCAAAGACGGAUUAAAUGGCCUUCCAGGAAAACCAGGAGCAGACGGUUUGACCGGUCCACGUGGUGAAGCUGGUCCUCUGGGUCCUCCUGGACAAAAAGGUGAACCUGGUGAACCUGGGCCAAGAGGACCUCCUGGUGCUGGAGAGGACGGUGAGGCCGGUGCUGAUGGAGAGGAUGGAUUACCUGGAGAACUUGGAAAAGUUGGUCCACCUGGAAGUCGUGGACCAAGAGGUGCUAUUGGCACACAGGGACUGCCUGGGCCCAGAGGUCCUCCUGGAGUCUGGGAUGGUAAAGAGCUGUGUCCAAAUGCCUGUACUUCUGGUUUGACUGGUUACACCGGUCUUCCGGGCAUGAAGGGCCACAAAGGUGUCAAAGGUGAAUCAGGUGAACCAGGUCGGCAAGGUCAUAAGGGAGAAGAAGGAGAUCAAGCACUGCCUGGAGAGCAAGGCUCACAAGGACUACCUGGUUCGCCAGGUCUGAUAGGAAUCACAGGAAUGAUGGGCCCUAAAGGUGAUAGGGGUCUUCGUGGAAAUGGUGGCGAUUUGGGUCCUCAGGGUGUCCAGGGUGCCCCUGGUGAUCGUGGACAAAGAGGAAAAUCAGGUGAGACUGGACCAAAAGGAGGUCAGGGACCACAGGGGAUACUGGGUCUUAGUGGUUUACCAGGACCAAAAGGUGAAACUGGUUUGCCUGGCGUGGAUGGUCGUGAUGGUAUUCCUGGACUGCCUGGAGUAAAGGGUCCUCCCGGGAAAGUUGGCUCACCUGGUGAGGCUGGACUUCAGGGAUUCCCAGGUUUACCCGGUAUUCCAGGAGCAAAAGGCCAUAUGGGUGAAAAAGGAAACACAGGUGAUCCAGGUGUGACAGGUCUGAUUGGAAACAAUGGAAAAACUGGUGAACGUGGUGAGCAGGGAGAGGUUGGACCUGUUGGAGCAAGAGGUGGGCCAGGUGAGCGAGGAAAAAAAGGUCCUGAUGGGCCUGCAGGCUUGCCAGGUGCGAGGGGAGGUAAAGGAGAUCCAGGCCUUCCUGGUCUUCCUGGGCCUGCUGGUCUACUCGGGCAAAAAGGAGAUAGGGGUAAUGUUGGUCUCACUGGUCCAAAAGGCGAGCAAGGGCCACCUGGUGAAGAGGGUACACCAGGAGAGAAGGGAGAUUUGGGUGAUGAAGGAGAGCCAGGAGAGAAAGGAUUGAUAGGAAAGCCAGGUGAAACAGGAAAUAAAGGACCAGAGGGUGCACGUGGCCAGCCUGGAUCCAUGGGCCUACCUGGAGGGCCUGGACCAAGAGGCAUGCAGGGAGAUCGAGGUGUACAUGGAUUGCCUGGGGCACAGGGACGAUCAGGACGAGGACCUACAGAUGAGCAAAUAAAGCACGUCUGCAUGAGGGUUAUGCAAACUCAGCUUGCUCAGAUGGCGGCCAGUUUGACAAGGCCUGAGUCAGGCAUCGCUGGGUUACCAGGUCCUCCCGGUCCCCCUGGACCUCCAGGGCCUGCUGGAAACAAUGGUUUUCCGGGGCAUCCCGGGGGCAGAGGUCUGCCAGGUCUCAAAGGGCCACUGGGUCCUCUGGGGAGAAAAGGGCCUAAAGGUGAUCAAGGUGACAGGGGAGAUAGGGGACCCACAGUUCAGGGUGCCAAGGGUAUACCCGGAUCACCAGGACUUCCAGGUGAACCGGGUAAGCAAGCAUACGGCAGUAAUGGGCGGGAUGGCCUAAGAGGACCAGUAGGUCCUCAUGGGAUGCCAGGCGUGCCCGGACCACCUGGUACUCCUGGUGUGAAUGGAUACUGCGAGUCAUCUCAGUGUGUCCUUCAAGCUGUUGCAGGCCCACCAUCCAAGGAGUCCAGCAUGAAGGGACCAGACAGUCUGAGUGGACAACCAUCAGAGAGCUGAACAUCAGAGCCCAGCACUGCUGGACAGGGAAACUUGAGAGACUCAAGGAGUGACUCCCUCUACGAGGAGAUUUCUGUGUUGAUGGUAUAUCAAACACUAGAGUGAAUGGAGGAAUCAAUUCCCAGUCAUUCAUCCCAGUUUAACAAAAAAGCUUUUGGGAAAGUUUUGUAUAGUUCUAAUAUUCCUAUUAUAACUAAAAAAUAAGCCUCAAGUGUUCAAUUAUCAGUGCAAUCGUAGUUUGCAAAGAAUACAUGCUCAGGUCUGGUUUUAUUGAAUAGACAUCUUACUGAAUGGUGUGUAUGAUUUACUCAUGUGAAGUUAAUGAAUAUACAUACAGUACUGUCACGACUUGGUUGCUUUACACAUUAAAGACUGUAAUAAUGGUGAAGCUACCUUAACAGAACUUUGUAAAUUUGUCAAUAUUGAACUCUGUUAAAAAUCAUUUCCAGACGUUGUGUUAUCAGUUUUUUUACUCUCAAACACUUUUAAAAACUUGCUGUUCAUUGAAUUGGCGGGUGAGAAACACGUUUAGAAAAAAAAAAACAUGUAGAUGUUUUCUAUAUGUAGUA